This is a messenger RNA of Herpailurus yagouaroundi (jaguarundi), 988 nucleotides long. Its product is annotated as ornithine decarboxylase antizyme 1-like. The record is from RefSeq and is a predicted model, not a curated record. Lineage: Eukaryota; Metazoa; Chordata; Mammalia; Carnivora; Felidae. Gene Ontology annotation, cellular component: nucleus; cytoplasm. Gene Ontology annotation, biological process: positive regulation of protein catabolic process. Gene Ontology annotation, molecular function: ornithine decarboxylase inhibitor activity.
CGCCGUGCCGGCGCCGCCCUGACAGGCGGAAGUGGCGCCGGUGUCACCGCGGCCCGGCUCACCGGCGCCGUCGGCUGCAGUUCCAGGGCCUCCGUCACCGCGUCUAACUGCUGUAGUAACCUGGGUCCGGGGCCUCGGUGGUGCUCCGAUGUCCCUCACCCACCCCUGAAGAUCCCAGGUGGGCGAGGGAAUAGUCAGAGGGAUCACAAUCUUUCAGCUAAUUUAUUUUACUCCGAUAAUCGGCUGAAUGUAACAGAGGAACUAACGUCUAACAACAAGACGAGGGUCCUGAACGUCCAGACCAGGCUCACGGGCUCCAAGCACAUCGACUGGAGAGCGGUGCUGAGUGGCGGCUGCCUCUACAUCGAGAUCCCAGGCGGGGCCCUGCCCGAGGGGAGCAAAGACAGGUAGGGGCCCCGGGGCUGUCCCCCCCCCCCCCCCCGGGGGGGGGGGGGGGGGGGGGGCCGGGGGGGCCCCCCCCCCCCCCCCCAGCACCGGAGCCUCCCGGCGUCUGGUGAUGGGCUCGCGCGGCCCCAGGGCGGCGGUGUCUCUGACGGUGUCUCCCCUGCAGCUGCCUUGCUCCGGACCUUCAGCUUUUUGGGCUUUGAGAUUGUGAGACCGGGGCAUCCCCUUGUCCCCAAGAGACCCGACGCUUGCUUCAUGGCCUACACGUUUGAGAGAGAGUCUUCGGGGGAGGAGGAGUAGUGGCGGCACCGCCCGCCGCCCUGGCGCUCUGCCGCGGGAGCCCUCGGAGCCUUCGCUGCGGUCCCUUUGCGUGUUUUGCUUUGCGUGGCCGGCGUGACCGACUGCUUCGCCGGGGGCGCGGGCGGCAGGGUGCUCGCCUCUGCUGGGUGUGUCCGCAUGUUGUGAUUGUGCAAAUAAAUGCUCACUCCAAAUUAGCAGUAUAUUUCCUGAAGUUUAAUAUUGUGUUUGUGAUACUGAAGUAUUUGCUUUAAUUCUAAAUAAAAGUUUAUAUUUUACUUUUUUA